AUGCAGGCGUUCGGCCUUGAGGUGGCGACAUCUCUUUCGGACGUUACUACAUCAUCCACGUCAUCCUCAACAAGGUCGACUUCAUCCGCUUCCGACUCUGACGAAGUCGUGGCGACCAUCCUCUCGGCCGCGUACGGGGGCGACAUCUCCGCCCGGGACGCAGUUACUGGGGCCUUGGCCGAGCCGAUGCUCACCAGCUCGGGGGGGGGGUUCGGGGAACUUGUGCACACCGCGUGGCUGGAGCAACUGUACAGAACUUUUCGUGGUGACCGGUUCCACCACCUCCACUCGAGGAGCAUCGAGGACGCCUCUUUGGCCACCAUCUCGGAAUUGUUCAACCGCACGACGGGUGCCGCCGACCUCCCGCCGUCAGCCUUCGGCGCAGCAAGAGUGGAGGUGUGCGGCGCGGACUGCAAGGUAGUUGGCGAGGUGGACGUCGAGCUGCCGGACAGCUACAAGAUGGCGUGGGAGGCUUCGGUUCGGGGGCCUGACUAUGUCUGGCGCGCAGAUUUCGUGAUCUGCGAACGUAUUUCGACGGACGAGGCGAAGUGCAUCGACCGGCAACUGACGGGCCGGCGCUCUCUUCCUCCCUGCGACGACGAGGACGCUGUCCUCGAGGUCCCAAGUGUGGAAGUGGAGAGUGAAUGGACGACGGUGACGCUUUUGAAGCCUACCGCCGCGCUAGACGACCAGGACUACGAUCUCGCUCAGGAUAUCGAGAACGAGGAAAAAACCGAAGCCAUCUACUCCUCCGGAGAGAGCCUUGGGCAGCACCCAACCUCCAGCCGAGGGGCCAACACGAUCAACUUUGCUACCGGUAACGUUGAAGUCGAGUGUGACGAGAACAACUUCGUCUCGCUUCACGGGGCCCUGAUGCUCACCUCCUGGAUGAUCCUAGCGCCGUGGGGCAUCUACUACGUCAGGCCAGGGCUUAUACUACACCGCGCAAACCAUGUUGCUGCUGCUGUUGCUGUUGUCGUCGGUGUUAUAUUCGAGAAGCAAGAUGACCACGGUUCGGAUAUAACAUGCUUCGAAAAUGACCCGCCAAUUAGUCUGAUUUCCACUGUCGUUGCAUGGGUGUCGUGCAAUUGCAUGUUCCACCUGUACCGCAACGGUGAAAAAAUCGACUUCAUCUGGCGCUACGAGUGGUGGGAGAUGCACGAGGAGAUCAUGAUCGUUGCCUCGGAGGCCGUUUUGCAAGUAUGCGCACCUGUACCUUCCGACAGGAACGAACACACGGUCUUGCUAUCUUGCAGAAGCGAGUGCCGGCAGCAUCACCGCGUUGAGAUGUGCGUAUUGAUCAAUUUCUACCCACGCUCGGCCAAUGGCAAAUCUCGAACGCUUCUGCGAAGCGAGCCGAAGUCAACUGAGCCGUGGCGUCUUGGACGCUGGCGCACUACGCUUGCAUCCCACCAUGGGCUUCACAAGUUCAACAAGUUCUUCCACAUCUACGCCGGGCGCUUCGCCUACUUGACCGGUGUCAUUCAGGGCUACCGGGGGCUCGAGCUCGUGGCUAGCGACGACAAGCCUGUUUUUUACUGCUCGGGACGGCCUCGACCUACAGGUGAUGCUUAG
Ectocarpus sp. CCAP 1310/34 is the source of this 1575-nucleotide messenger RNA. NCBI's taxonomy places the organism in Eukaryota, Phaeophyceae, Ectocarpales, Ectocarpaceae. The record is from the annotation of a GenBank genome assembly.